AUGACACAGCCUAAAAUCAUUGGUGAGCUUGCGGUGGUAGCGCUAAAAGCUAUUGUGGGCAAGCAAGAUCCUUUUUGUGUUUUCCGACUCGGCGAGGUUGCUAAGAAAACGAAAACUGAUUACCGUGGCGGACAACAUCCUUUGUGGGAUGAUCAGGUGAAUAUCCCUGUUCCUGAGGGGAAAACCAAAAUGAGAGUGCAGUUAUUUGAUGAAGAUUCGAAGCGUGAAGAUCUGAUUUCGGAAGGCGAAAUCGAUAUCACUAAAGCAAUUACAGAAGGCGAAGCCGACGAUUGGUUCCCUUUGACCUAUCGCGGCAGAAGCGCAGGGCAAAUCUAUCUUGAGUUGACGUUUUACUCGGCAGUAAGUGUUGAUGGAUAG
Molecule: messenger RNA, 378 nt
Organism: Radiomyces spectabilis
Lineage: Eukaryota; Fungi; Mucoromycota; Mucoromycetes; Mucorales; Radiomycetaceae
Product: C2 domain-containing protein
Exons: 4
Coding region: 1-378 (125 amino acids)
Source: RefSeq, a predicted model, not a curated record